Molecule: messenger RNA, 1263 nt
Organism: Fonticula alba
Lineage: Eukaryota; Rotosphaerida; Fonticulaceae
Exons: 2
Coding region: 144-1103 (319 amino acids)
Biological process (GO): exonucleolytic trimming to generate mature 3'-end of 5.8S rRNA from tricistronic rRNA transcript (SSU-rRNA, 5.8S rRNA, LSU-rRNA); nuclear mRNA surveillance; U5 snRNA 3'-end processing
Cellular component (GO): cytoplasmic exosome (RNase complex); nuclear exosome (RNase complex)
Source: RefSeq, a predicted model, not a curated record
ACGCGGCCAGAUCCCCCUCCUGCAGCCCCUCCCUCCACUCGCCCGGAUACCCCUGUGCUUGUUCCUCUUUUUGUGUCUGCCUCCUUCCUUUUGUCCCAUCUACUCGCCCCUUCCCCCGCAGAAGGAGACCCGAGCGCGUCGCCAUGUCCCUCUCCUACAACGAGGACGUCACCCCCGAGCUACUCCGGGUUAUCCACCCUCAGGACUACAUUUCUGCCCUGGCCCUGCACAAUGUCCGCGGGGAUGGGCGCCAAUUUGAUGCGAUGCGUCCUCUGGAGCUCGCUCUUGGCACGGUCUCCUCGGCCGAGGGGUCGGCGACCGCACGCAUCGGCAAUACGACCGUCGUGGCGGGGGCCAAGGUGGAGAUUGGUGCUCCGCUGGCUUCGGCCCCGGGGCAUGGCUUCGUCAUUCCGAAUGUCAUCAUCACGGGCGGCAGUUCGUCCGAAGCUGGCCGUCUGGCCCCGAGCGGGCUUCCCUCGGACCAGGCACAGGUCCUGAGCAAGCGCCUGGCCGACUAUCUGCUGCAGUCCGGCUGCGUGGAUAUGAGCCAGCUCUGCGUGCAUGAGGGCCAAUGCGUGAUGGUGGUGUAUUUGGACAUCGUUUGCGUGGCAUACGAUGGCGGCCUGUUGGACGCCGCGCUGGCGGCCGCUGUGGGCGCCCUGCGCGAUUUGGCCCUGCCGAACAUCACUUUCGACACCAGCACGGGGACCGCCUCGCUUCAGGCCGCCCCGGCUGGCGCCCAGCCCCGGCGACUGACCCUGCGGUCGGUGCCGAUGUCCCUGUCCUUCGGCAUGGUCCCGGCGUCGGCUUCGUUGGCCGGCCAGGCGACCGACAGCCCGCUGGCGCGUCCGCUGCUCCUGGUCGACCCGACCGCCGACGAGGAGGUUGUGUCCACCGGGGUGGGCAGUGUUCUGUCUCUUGGUUCUGACCGGUGGCUCGGCUUCACCUUGGCCGCCGGGACGGUGGUCGGUGGGGCCACCUCGGCGGCCGUCCGCCAGGUCGAGCCCCGUGGCUUUGGUCUGCUGAGCCUGCUGAAUGACGCGGUGUGCGCUGGUGUUGCGGCGCGCCGGGCUGCCCUCCUGAAGCAGCUGUCGAUAGUUUGAGUGCUUUGCUGUCUGUGGACGACGGAAGUAGCUGCCCCGCCUUUUGCCCAUGUCGACUCCUCCACCCAUGUCUUCGCCCGCGCCACCGUGCACACGCCAUGCCCCCGGAGGCCGCCAUGGCCCCGGUGUGCAAACAGACAAAUAAGACACAAAAACCCCA